This is a messenger RNA of Pangasianodon hypophthalmus (striped catfish), 3988 nucleotides long. Its product is annotated as NLR family CARD domain-containing protein 3-like. The record is from RefSeq and is a predicted model, not a curated record. The coding region runs from base 167 to 3025 and encodes 952 amino acids. NCBI's taxonomy places the organism in Eukaryota, Metazoa, Chordata, Actinopteri, Siluriformes, Pangasiidae. Gene Ontology annotation, molecular function: protein binding. The transcript has 11 exons.
GCCAUUUUGUUAAGCGUUUAGAAAAGAAAAACAUCGUAAACUCGGGACAGAAACGCUGAUGUUAAUGUCACACAGUGUGACACAACAAGGACUAGUGACUAAAGGAGUGUAAUCCAUUCUAGCAAAAGAGAUAAGACUGUUCAGGAUACUUCACUAAUCCUCAAAGAUGGAGAUGUCUGAUCUGGACACAGAUAAUGGAGCCCCGUCCUCAAUAAAGGGUACAAUCAAGAUAAAGAGAUCAGAUUCACCAACACCCAGCUGUGUCUCCAUGAAGAGUGAUGACUCUAUGGCUCAUCCUCCAGACUUUAAAGAUGGAGACUCCUCAUCUGUACACAGUGAAAUCCAGAUAAAGAGAUCAGACUCACCAACACCCAGCUGUGUCUCCAUGAAGAGUGAUGAGUCUAUGGAUUAUCUUUGGAACUUUAAAGAUAGAGACUCCUCAUCUGUACACUGUGGUCUGCAGAUGGCAGGAAAUGGAAUAGAAAAGAAAAUCACAGAUACAGGGCACAACCCAGAAACUGCUGUAAAUGAAUUAAAGGUAUAUUUUAAAGUAAAUCUGUUGAAGAAGUUUGAGUGGUUGAAUGGCGUGAUGAUAAACCAGGGAAACACAAUACUCCUGAAUGAGAUCUACACAGAGCUCUACAUCACAGAGGGAGACAGUGGAGAUGUCAAUAAUGAACAUGAGGUGAGACAGAUUGAGGCAGCAUCCAGGAGAAAAACAACAGAGGAAACACCAAUCAAGUGCAAUGACAUCUUUAAGCCCUUAUCUGAAGAAGACAACGCCAUCAGGAACGUUCUGACAAAGGGAGUCGCUGGCAUCGGAAAAACAGUCACUGUGCAGAAGUUCAUUCUGGACUGGGCUGAAGGGAAAGCAAAUCAGGAUGUCCACCUCAUAUUUCCACUUCCUUUCAGAGAGCUGAAUUUGAUGAAGGACCAAAAACUGAGUCUGAUGGAGCUCCUUCAUGUCUGUUUUAAGGAGAUAAAAGAGACAAACAUUUCCAGUUUAGAAAAAGUCCUGUUUAUUUUUGAUGGAAUGGAUGAGUGUCGGUUCCCUCUAGAUUUCCAGAACACAGUGAGAGUGUGUGAUGUAACUGAAUCAGCACCAGUGCAUGUGCUGCUGAUAAACCUGAUCAAAGGGAAUCUGCUUCCCUCUGCUCUCAUCUGGAUCACUUCCCGACCAGCAGCAGCUGAUCAAAUCCCCUCUGAGUGUGUCGAUCGAGUCACAGAGAUAAGAGGGUUCAAUGACCCACAGAAGGAGGAGUACUUCAGGAAGAGGAUCAGUGAUCAGAACCUGGCCAAUAACAUCAUCACACACCUGAAGUCGUUAAGAAGCCUCUACAUCAUGUGCCACAUCCCAGUCUUCUGCUGGAUUUCAGCCACUGUUCUAGAGAGAAUGUUGGGCAAAGCAGAGAGUGGAGAGAUCCCCAAGACUCUGACUCAAAUGUACACACACUUCCUCAUCAUUCAGACAAACAUCAUAAGAGAAAAGUACUCAAAGAAGCAGGAGAGUUAUGAAGAAAUGGUUUUGAAACUGGGACAACUGGCUUUUCAGCAGCUGAUGAAAGGCAACCAGAUCUUUUAUGAGGAAGACCUGAAAGAGUGUGGCAUUGAUGUGACAGAAGCAGCAGUGUACUCUGGUGUGUGUACACAGAUCUUCAGAGAGGAGUCUGGGCUUCACCAGAGUAAAGUGUACUGCUUUGUGCAUCUGAGUGUUCAGGAGCAUCUCGCAGCUCUGUAUGUGUAUCUGACAUUCAUGAUGGAAAAGAGAAAUGUUCUAGAUCAGAGUCAGCCUUCAAAACUUCAAAAACCUCAAAACUUCAAAACUUCAACACUCUCAGAUGUCCACAAAAGUGCAGUACAUAAGGCCUUAAUAAGCCGGACUGGACAUCUGGAUCUUUUCCUUCGCUUUCUUCUGGGUCUCUCACUGGAGUCCAAUCAGAAUCUCUUGCAUGCUUUUGUAACACAGACAGGAAGUAGCUCCCAGAGCAAAGAGGAAACAGUUCAGUACAUUAAGAAGGAGAUCAGUAGAGACCUUCCUGCAGAGAAGUCCAUCAAUCUGUUCCACUGUCUGAAUGAACUGGGUGACAAUUCUCUAGUGGAGGAAAUCCAACACUACCUGAAGUCUGGAAAACAAAGUGAACUCUCUCCUUCACAGUGGUCUGCUCUGGUGUUUGUGUUACUGACAUCAGCGCAGGAGCUGGAAGAAUUUGACCUGAGUAAAUAUACCACUACAGACAACAUAUCAGACUGGGUUCUUGUGAAGGUGAUGCCUGUGGUUACAGAAUCCAGAAAAGCAAUUAUCAAGUGUGAUACAAUUCAAGGGAAAAGUUGGGCAGCUUUGGCCUCAGUGCUCAGAUCAGAAACCUCCAGUCUGAGAGAACUGCAUCUGACUGUGAAUAAACUGGAUCUUACGUGGAAUAAUCUAGGAGUCUCAGGAGUGGAGCGUCUCUCUGCUGUACUGGAGAAUCCUCACUGUAAACUGAAAACACUGAAGUUGUGGUAUUGUGAUGUGUCAGAUGAAGGCUGCACUGCUCUGGCUUCAGCUUUGAAAUCAAACCAUUUACACCUCAAAGAACUGGACCUGACUAAGAAUAAUCUAGGAGACCCAGGAGUGAAGCGUCUCUCUGCUGGACUGGAGAAUUCUCACUGCAAACUGGAGACACUGAGGUUGUUUAAAUGUGGUAUCUCAGAUGAAGGAUGUGCUGCUUUGGCUACAGCUCUGAGAUCAAACCCCUCACACCUGAGAGACCUGGACCUGUCUUAUAAUAGUCUAGGAGACUCAGGAGUGAAGCGUCUCUCUGCUGUACUGGAGAAUCCUCAAUGCAAACUGGAGACACUGAGGUUGUGUGGUUGUGGUGUCACAGAUGAAGGCUGUGCUGCUCUGGCUUCAGCUCUGAGAUCAAACCCCUCACACCUGAGAAAACUGAACCUGUCUGAGAAUCAACUAGGAGACUCAGGAAAGAAGCUGCUCUCUGAUCUUAAGGAUGAUGAAAGUAACGAACUACAGGAACUGAUGAUGAAGUGAACAUCUGUAUAUAUCUGAUGAAGACUCUGUGUGUUCCUGCAUUUCCAUGUUGGGGAACAGAGAACACGUUAAUAGACACCUAAGCUAGAUUCUCUCCAGGAAUGGUCAACGUCACUGUCUUCUGACUAUGAAUACAACUAAAGCUGUACGUCACCUGCUUCAGAUAUGCAUGUUGCUUUGACUGCAGCUUUCAGAACAUAGAGACAUGUUAAAAAAGGACUUGAUGGGACGCAGGCGAUGAGAGGAGGUCAUUCCUCCUGCAGUUAUCAUAAUGAAUCCUUUGCCAUUGUCCCUGAAUCCUGUGCUGGGUCAGCAUGGGCACUGUGACUGGUCCGCAGCUACGUAGCCCCAUACACAGCAAACUGUGAUGCACUGUGUGUUCUGUCGCCUUUUUAUCAGAGCCAGCAUUAACUUUUUCAGUAAUUUGUGCUACAGUAGCUCUUCUGUGGGAUCGGACCAGAUGGGCCUUCGCUCCCCACGUGCAUCAGUGAGCCUUGAGCGCCCAUGACCCUGUCGCCGGUUCACCGGUUGUCCUUCCUUGGACCACUUUUGGUAGGUACUAACCACUGCAUACCGGGAACACCCCACAAGGCCUGCUGCUUUGGAGAUGCUCUGACUCACUCGUCUAGCCAUCACAAUUUGGCCCUUAUCAAAGUUGUUCAGAUCCUUACACUUGCCCAUUUUUCCUGAUUCCAACACAUCAACUUCGAGAACUGACUUCACUUGCUGCUUAAUAUAUCCCAUCCACCAUUGUAAAGAGAUAGUCAAUGAUGUUCACUUCACCUGACAGUGGUUUUAAUGUUACGGUGUAUUUCAUUAAAUUAUAUUGCUCUUUUAUACUAUUACUAGAUUCCAGAUGGCAGAAAUGUAUUAAUGGGAGAAAUGUGUGAAUGAGAAAUCUAUUAAAUGAAACUUGACUACUUUUGUUGACUAUUUUAAUAAACCAUGUUAUUUUUAUAGUAA